AUGGGGAAUUUUCAGUGGAGUGUGUGUCUGGCAGCCUCCUGUUGUCGUGUUUCUUUGCCAACAACAACCCUUUUGUCUUCAUUUUUCUUUGUUGUGUUUUUUUGGCACAUCAAAGAAGUUGCACCUGAAGUAGAAGAACCUCCUCCCACCGCUGAAGAGCCUGCAGAAGAAGAGUCUCCAGUUGCAGAUGAAGUAGAUGACCCAGAACCCAAACCAAAAGCGUUUGCUCCAGCAAUGACUGUGCCAAAGAUACCAGAGGGAGAAAAAGUCGACUUUGAUGACAUCCAGAAGAAGCGCCAGGAGAAGGAUCUUGCUGAGCUGCACUCUCUGAUCGAGGCCCACUUCAUCCAGCGGAAGAAGGACGAGCAGGAACUCAUCACUCUCGUUAACAGGAUCGAGAAGCGUUGUGCUGAGAGGGCUGAACAGCAGGGGAUCCGUGCUGAGCAGGAGAAAGAGAGACUGGCACGUGUUGCUGAAGAAAAGGAGAGGAAGGAGCAGGAGGGCAAGAAGAGGAAAGCUCUGACAAACAUGACUCACCAGUAUGCCGGCAUCCAACAAAGGGACGGCAGGAAGGGAGCUAGGAAGCAGACAGAGCGAGAGAAGAAAAAGAAGAUCCUGGCAGACAGGAGGAAGCCGCUCAAGAUCGACCACCUCAGUGAGGACAAACUGAAGAGGAGAGUUUCUACUAUGAGCAGUUAUCAUUCACAGCUCUGUAGUCGGCCACAUUUCCAGUCUGAUCCAUGUGAUUUAUUUGAGAAACUGAAGAGACAGAAAUAUGAUGUAAGUACUUUGCCUCUGGAUGUUCAUGUGCUGAUGACUCUGUGAAAUUACACGAGUGAAAAUCAUUUUCUCCAAACUACAUUUUUCUAACCAUGUUAUCAGUGGAAAAGUGGGGUUGACAGCGUCCUCAGAAAAGUUCAGCUCCUGAAUUGAGACACAGCUACUAUCUAGUAAACUUUUGUGUUGCUUUUUAA
This is a messenger RNA of Hippoglossus stenolepis (Pacific halibut), 974 nucleotides long. RefSeq names its product troponin T2e, cardiac (gene tnnt2e). Gene Ontology annotation, biological process: regulation of muscle contraction; sarcomere organization; cardiac muscle contraction. Lineage: Eukaryota; Metazoa; Chordata; Actinopteri; Pleuronectiformes; Pleuronectidae. Gene Ontology annotation, cellular component: troponin complex. The record is from RefSeq and is a predicted model, not a curated record. Gene Ontology annotation, molecular function: troponin C binding; troponin I binding; tropomyosin binding.